Messenger RNA from Schistocerca americana (American grasshopper), 621 nucleotides. Its product is annotated as fibroin heavy chain-like. Lineage: Eukaryota; Metazoa; Arthropoda; Insecta; Orthoptera; Acrididae. The record is from RefSeq and is a predicted model, not a curated record. The transcript is spliced from 3 exons. The coding region runs from base 1 to 621 and encodes 206 amino acids.
AUGAAGGGAAUGGAGGUGGACCGCUCUGUGGUGACGACUGUGGUGCAGCAGACGGGGGACACAGGUGUAGUUGCAGCGGGCAGUGUUGCGAGGGGAGCAAAUUCGUCUUGGAGGGCGAUAGCUGUGGGAGCAGGGGAAGGAGCAGGAGCAGGAGAAGGAGCAACACACAAGUGGGGAUACAUGGAUGAGGAGGAGACUGCGGUGUCCACUGGCGACAGGAGUCACCGAAGUGGGAAAGGAACUAAAACGGGGGCUAAUGGCGGCGAGCUCCGGGGGGGCGGCGGCGGAGGCAGGGGGCGAGCACAGGGUGCCAGGCAGCAGCACCAGCGGGCGGUCGCACGAAAGGACGGCAACGGCAGGGGGCUCGUCCAAACCGACGAUUACACGCUGAGUAGAGCGGGACAAGGGAAACCACUGCCCCUCGGCCGCGCGCGGUCUGAGGCUGUUAAAACGCGAGCGGCCUACGCCCGAGAUCAAAGGCGCUCCGCUGCUAACAGGGCGGCCGCCGGCGACGGCAACGGCGGCGUCUGUCGCACAGCCGACGCCGACGCCAGCGCCGCCGCCUUCCGCGCGGCGGAUAAUCAAGUCAACAGCAGCGCCGAGCCGGCAGCGGCCCGCUGA